Vitis riparia (riverbank grape) is the source of this 1900-nucleotide messenger RNA. RefSeq names its product protein SPIRAL1-like 1. Gene Ontology annotation, biological process: cortical microtubule organization. Bases 1305 to 1661 code for a protein of 118 amino acids. Lineage: Eukaryota; Viridiplantae; Streptophyta; Magnoliopsida; Vitales; Vitaceae. Gene Ontology annotation, cellular component: cortical microtubule, transverse to long axis. The record is from RefSeq and is a predicted model, not a curated record. The transcript has 2 exons.
AGCCCUAACCCUAGAUCUCUAUCCGUCUCGUGUUCUUCUACAUUUGAGAAAGCUCAUACACUCGCAUUACGACGCCGCACCUUUCAUCCAGAUAUGCUGUCCAAUUCGAUCUUUAACCUUCUCUACUGUUUCUGAUUUGAUGUUUUCUCAACGUAUUUUCACUGGAUCUGGAGCUCCAUUUCUUGUUCUUUUUUUUUUUUUGGGCGAUCGUCUUGUUUGUUAAGGAAAAUGGUGUAAUGAGGAAUGAAUGGCGCAUGAUUCGUGUUUGUUUUUAGAUCUCUUGUUGUCUUCUACAGUAAUUCUAUAUGAUUUGACUAUUCUCUUGUUUGAUUUCGCCAUUUUGGAUUUUUAUUAUUUUUGUCAUUAUUAUUAUUUUUUCUUGGGAGGGAAAUUGAGUGACUGAGCUCAUAGAAAACAUAAUUCAGAAUGGAAACGAAUCCAUAAUGAAUUUUUUUGUUAGUGCAUGACAAAAUCGUUUCUCUAUUUGGGUGAAGUUAUUAGCUAUGUGACACAAGAAGGCUUGUUUUAAUGUGUUUAUUAGAUGCUGACCUGAUAGAUAUGUUGUUGCAGUGUGUGAUAUUUCAACUGAAAUGUGGUGGCUCUUCAUCUUUAUUGUGAUUGUGAUUUUUUUUAAUGUUCUUUUAUGAUCUUUAUCUGGGUUUUAUAGGUGAAGCUUCUUAAGGCCAAAGGGUUACACUCAGACGUGAAGAAAAAAUUUGGGAAACCAACAGUUCAGCCUUCUUUUAAUAGGAAAAAUAUCAAAAUAUUUUUAAUUUCUGUUUCCAUAAGCCUAUUGGGUGUUAUGUUGAUAUUUAGUUUAAGACAUGCAUGAUCUCUGAGCAUUGUGAGGGUGAUAGGAACAGAUCAGUUUUUUAUGCACAGUAAAAAAAGUCUCUCUCUGCUGCUAUAGUUUAGUUUGAAUGAAAAUUUUUGCUAAUGUUUUGUAAACAAUUUGAUUUUUAAAUAUUGUUUAAUUCUACAGUUCCUGACAUCCUGUCACUAUAUGAUUGCUGUGGUAACAAGUUUUACAUCCAUUUAUCUUUUGUUCUGAUUUCAAUUUGUUCUCUUAUUAUAAGUUUUUUCUAGCCCUAUGGCAAUUACUGUGGAAUUCUUUAAAUGUGUUUUCCUGUUGUCCAAACUGAGGCUUGAUGUGCCAACUCCCCACAGUUAGAAUCCUUCAACAUUAUAGCUUCUAACAUUUUCUGUUCUUUCUUGUUCUUGAUUUAUUACAUUCCUGCUGUUUGCUUUCUAUCAUCUGCCUGGAAUGGUCAGAGUUUGGAUUUGUAUCUAAGGAGUUGUAGAGAAUGGGUCGUGGAGUUAGCAGUGGUGGAGGACAAAGUUCCUUGGGUUACCUGUUUGGGAGUGGAGAGGCACCAAAACCAGCCUCAAACAAUGCCCCAGUGCCUCCAAGUGAAGCUCCUGCUGUAAAUAAUGGACCAUCCCCCAAGCCUACCACUCCUGCUCAACCAGUAGAUGUUACCAAACAGAUUCCGGCAGGUAUCCAUGGUAAUCUGGCAAAUAACUACUACCGAGCAGAUGGUCAGAACUGUGGAAACUUCAUCACGGAUCGUCCCUCAACUAAGGUCCAUGCUGCUCCAGGUGGUGGAUCAUCUUUGGGUUACCUCUUUGGUGGUGGUGGUGGUGGUGGUAGUGGUAAUUGAGCUCUGUUUUAUAUGUUUGUAAUUGAAAUACUGCUAUCAAUUUCUCUGGAACCUGUUUGGAUCUUCGAUAGACAAUGUAAUUGUGCUUGAUCAUGUAAUAUUACGUAUAUAGGUGGGGUGGCUCUUGCUGGAAUUGUUCAACUGAGAUUGUUUGAUGAUUGAUCUGUAAGAAGCUGUUGUUUCAAGAUCAGUGACAACAAUGAACUGUCAUAUUCUUGGAUGUGUGGUUCUUUUUCGAA